Molecule: messenger RNA, 1490 nt
Organism: Rhodofomes roseus
Lineage: Eukaryota; Fungi; Basidiomycota; Agaricomycetes; Polyporales; Fomitopsidaceae
Exons: 7
Coding region: 139-1308 (389 amino acids)
Biological process (GO): membrane fusion; proteasome-mediated ubiquitin-dependent protein catabolic process; autophagosome assembly
Cellular component (GO): nucleus; cytosol
Molecular function (GO): ubiquitin binding
Source: RefSeq, a predicted model, not a curated record
GUGGAAUGACGUGCACGGCCAGUGCUUAGUCAGCAGCACUGAGGAAACGCGUCCGAGUGCGCGUCCUCCUCCUUCGACCGUCCUCCGUCCUCGCUACGAACGUCCACGACCUAUCCUCCGCUCUCAGCUGCCCAAAACAUGUCAGACAGCGAUCCCCGUCCAGCCAAAGUCUGGAGUCGUCCCUCGGGCCAGAUAGGCCGCAUCGGUGGCUGGGGCACGUCCUCGUCUUCAUCCGCAGGCAGAGGCGCCCCCGCACCCCGCAUCGCAACGCUGGGCAACAGCGGGCCCGCCGUGCCCGCCGCCCCCGCCGCCGCCCCAGCUGCUGGCCCCAGACGCGCGCCGUCCAGUGGCGAUGACGACGAUGACGACGAGAACGCAGAGGGCGAGAGCUGGUUCGCAGGCGGCGAGCGGAGUGGCAUAGCGGUGCAGAACCCAGACAGACCCGGGGCCGUCCCUGGCGGGAGCUUGGUGCGCGAUCUCUUGCGCCGUGCAGCACAGGCGGGCCCGCCCCAGGAGUCGGAAGGGUCGUCGCCCUCGUCUGUGUUCGCGGGAGGCGGCCAUAGACUCGGGAGCGACGAGGUCGAGAGCGCGUACAUCCCCGACCCGAACGCGCCUGCUCGCCCUGAAGAAGUGACUGCGAUACGACACCUCACCUUCUGGCGCGAGGGGUUCAGCAUCGAGGACGGCGACCUCAUGCGCUACGACAACCCUACCAACUCCCAAAUCCUCAACGAGAUCAACUCCGGCCGCGCGCCACCGCACAUCCUGAAUGUCGCCCCCGGGCAGCCCGUCGAGCUGCGCGUCGUCAAGCGGCUCGGCGACGACUACGUCGCGGCGCCCAAAGCGCGGGGCGCCUUCUCCGGCGAGGGCAACCGCCUCGGCUCCCCCGUACCGUCCAUCGCCGAGCUCGGCGGGCCCCCCUCCUCCAUCAACAUGCCCGGCAGUUUCCCCGUCACCGCGAGCGGGGGCGCAAGCACCGGUGCGAGUGCAAGCGGAAGUGGAAGUGCAAGUGGGGCCGGGGCGGCGCGCUCGGCGGAGAGCAUCCAGACGCGCUUCGAGGUCGACCAGAGCCUGCCGACGACGAGCGUGCAGAUCCGCCUCGCGGACGGGACGCGCAUGGUCUGCCGGAUGAACCUCACGCACACCGUCGGCGACAUCCGCAGCUUCAUCAAUGCGUCGCGCCCGGAGAACCUCACGCGCCCGUAUACGAUCCAGACGACGUUCCCCGCGAAGGUGCUCGACGAGGACACGAAGACGAUCGAGCAGGCGGGGCUCGUCAACGCCGUCGUCGUCCAGCGCUGGGUGUAGGUUGGGGUGGCCGUCAGGUCUGUGGCCUGGGUUUGCUCUUGGAAGUCUGUUACGUGUGCAAGUGUAUCAUAGAAUCGUUGUCUGACACGAAAGCUCGCUGUGCUUUGAGUUGCAAUUGCAUAUACGGAUGUGGUAGUUUUGUGUGCGUGGUGUUGGGGUCGCCUGUGCAGGAUGGAAGAAAC